Thunnus maccoyii (southern bluefin tuna) is the source of this 3242-nucleotide messenger RNA. RefSeq names its product wingless-type MMTV integration site family, member 11 (gene wnt11). Gene Ontology annotation, cellular component: extracellular region. Bases 2151 to 3224 code for a protein of 357 amino acids. The record is from RefSeq and is a predicted model, not a curated record. Lineage: Eukaryota; Metazoa; Chordata; Actinopteri; Scombriformes; Scombridae. The transcript is spliced from 6 exons. Gene Ontology annotation, biological process: canonical Wnt signaling pathway; cell fate commitment; neuron differentiation. Gene Ontology annotation, molecular function: frizzled binding; cytokine activity.
UAUGGGGUCAUCAUACUGUAUGUGAAAUGUUGCAGUGGACCCUGUUUGGCAAACAGAUUUAGACACAGGAUCCGGGUGUUCCAGGAGGAAACGGGUUUGUUGUGGUCUGUAAACGUGUCUGCUUCAGAGACAGCUUGACAACACCUGAUCUGCUGUUCCCAGUGGAGCGGACAGCAGCGCACGAGGCCAGCCAUGUUAGCUAUACCAGUUGCAAGGUCAAGGUCUGGACAACAGCUCACUAUUGGCUUUGUCUGAGCUCUGGAGCUGCAGCAGAUUCUCAAGAAAACUAUACAUUACUUUCCCACAGCUGGCUCUGCAACAUAUCACUUACAGUGUGGUUAAUAUUUAAGGAAAUCAGCCAGUGCAGGAAAACUGUAACUUUAGGAAGGUUUUAUUUGCAGUUUUUUAAAGAACAUGUUGGAAAGCAUUAGUGUGUGUGCAUGUGUGUACUUAGAAUACCACAAAAUCAUGUCACAUUGCAUUACAAUAUAUAUAUUCUAACUAUUAUAUGGUAUCCACACUAAUAGAUAAAAUGUGUUUUUAGUGUCGUAAUGAAUUCAGAGUAUCAUUUACCUUUCAAAUUGGAAAUUAUUCCCUUUUCAAAUUCACCUCUAUCUCAAAAACACAUCAUUCUUCAGCGCAGAUAAUGACAGAAAGGCUGCGUCUGUGACUCUGACAUUUCACUUAAACAUUACUUUAAGAAACAUUUAUUAUCAAAAUAACUUACUCACAAGCGAGGGACUGUGCAGACUACAGCCAGCCGAGUCGUAAUUGAAUUUUGGUUGCAGUUCUGUUUGCUCGUUUGAGCGCACAAAAGAAACAAAAAUUCAUGCAAUAACGUUUGGAUGUAAAACAUCAUUUCUAAAUAGAUUUUAAUGAAAAACGUGCAACAUGGACUUUUUCGGUAAUUGUAGUGGGAUGAUUUAAUUAUUCCAUAUUUUUCCAUAAGGCUGUACGUUUCAAAUCAACAGAUAGAGUUUAUUUAGUUUCAGCGUUUGGAACAAUGAUGCCACCUCUGCCAUUCCUUUGGACCAAUAGUAUGAGUGUGUGUAUCUUUCCUAUGUCUUAAUAAUAAAAUAUAAAAUAGCUUAAAAUACAUGAAUGUCUAGGUCAUUGUGGUCUUUUUACUCUAUUUUUACUUCAGUUAUAGUCAUUGCCAAAACUUCUAUAGACCUUCAUUAUUUUAUGACAAAUUAUAAAAUAAUGAUUUACACUGUCAGACACUACAAAUCAUAUACAUUGUGUUAAAAGUAGGUAAAACUAAUUCAAAUUCGUUUGUAAAAGAUUUUGUUUGUAAAGAAGAAAUAAAACUGGAUAAUGGAGUAAAAGUUUGGUUUCACUGUAAGAAAAAGUUCUCUAAUCCAAAAACUGAUUUUACAAAAGAUCUUAUUUGUACCAGCGUAACCUUUCUGCUCUAACAGAAGUUUUAUAGUCAUGUAAAAAAUUUAUAGAAUAAUUGGUGACAUGAAAAUAGCGGCUACCACUGAGCAUGAUAAGGUCACUACAAAUUAUCCUUUGAGAACUUGAGGAAUCUGAAGGAAUUUUAUGGGAGUUUGAUACCAGAACAGCUGUAAUCGGCUAUUCAUCAUCACAGACACACUCUAACUCACUUCAGCUCCCUUUGGGAAUAUUACAGGACUAUUCCAGAGCUUUUUCAGUAGGAUAUCAAUCCAACAACAUUUCAUUAUAACGUUUCCGAGCGGCUUUGCUCUGGUCCCGGUGCAGCGUGCUUUCUUAUGCUAAUGCGGUUCUGACAUCAGCAGUGAGAUCAAAGCGGGGCAGGGGUACUUUAGAGCUGAUCUGCCCCCACUCAGGCUCACUCUCUCUCCUCUUCUCUCUCUCACACACACUCACACACUCACCGCUCUGAAAACACACCAUGCGUACCUGUGCGGAGCUAUUCUACCACCCCACGCUGGAUUUUACUCACGCGUCUGGCUGAUAGCGACACAGACAACUCUCUGAAAGGAUAUUUCGACCUGCUGAGAUUUGAUUUUUUUCCACUGGUGUUGUUUCAUUGAACGGUGAACGCCGUGCAGAGGAUUUGGAAGAGGAGACCGUGCCAUGACAGUCGACUUUUGAGUUUGAGCCAAGAAGCCCAACAGCUCUUUGUAUUUGUGUCCUGUGUGAACUGGAAUCACUGUCCAACCAUGAGGAGCAGCUCUCAUGUCCUGCCUCUUGGUGUGCUCACUGCUCUGCUGCUGUCUCAGGUCUGCUCUGGCAUCAAAUGGCUAGCGCUAUCACACAUGCCUGCAUCUUUACACAUCAACCAGACCCAACAUUGUAAGCUGCUGCCCGGCCUGGUGUCCUCCCAAGCUCAGCUGUGCCGCACCAACAUGGAGCUCAUGCAAACCAUUAUCCAAGCUGCCCGUGAGGUCAAGAAAACAUGUCAGAAGUCCUUUUCUGAUAUGCGUUGGAACUGCUCCUCCAUAGACAUCCCUCUUGAUGCCCCGAAGUAUCGGCCAGACCUCGACCGAGGAACAAGGGAGGCUGCGUUUGUCUACGCCCUCUCUGCAGCAACCAUCAGCCACACCAUAGCACGGGCGUGCACUUCUGGAGAUUUGCGGCUGUGCUCGUGUGGUCCUAUUCCUGCGGAGAUCCCAGAGCCUGGCUACCGCUGGGGUGGCUGCGCUGACAACCUGCACUACGGUUUGAUGAUGGGAUCCAAGUUCUCUGAUGCUCCCAUGAAGAUGAAGCGCUCAGGCUCCCAUGCCAACAAACUGAUGCACCUACACAACAGUGAAGUUGGGAGACAAGUAUUGAAAGAGGCGAUGGUGAUGAAAUGUAAAUGUCAUGGUGUUUCCGGCUCCUGCUCUAUAAGGACCUGCUGGAGAGGCCUGCAAGACCUGAGGGAGAUCGCCAUGGACCUGAAGACUAAAUACCUGUCUGCCACCAAAGUGGUUCACCGGCCCAUGGGGACACGCAAGCAGCUGGUGCCCAAAGACAUUGACAUCAGGCCAGUGAGGGAUAAUGAGCUGGUCUACCUGCAGAGCUCCCCGGACUUCUGCACCAAGAAUGAAAAACAGGGCUCUGUGGGCACACAGGACAGGCAGUGCAACAAAACCUCCGUCGGCAGUGACAGUUGUGACCUGAUGUGCUGUGGACGUGGCUACAACCCGUACACAGAGAAGCUGGUGGAGCGCUGCCAUUGCAAAUACCACUGGUGCUGCUACGUAACCUGCAAAAAGUGUGAGCGGAUUGUGGAGAGAUACGUCUGCAAAUGAGUCUGUGCCGCUGUCGGC